AUGGAAGACAUCGAAUUAAAUGACAUUGAUAAUUAUGACUGGGAUCCUUGGGAAGAUGGUUAUGAGGAAACUAAUUUAAAUGAUGACGACUUGUACGAAACAGGAUUGGAAGAUUUAGAUAGACAAGAUGACGAAUUAUGGAUGAUGGAUUUUAAAAGAAACAACGAAGACGAUACAUUUAAAAAAAGAAAAAGGGAAACUAAUUUCCUGUAUACGACCGGAUCAUCCGUUGACUUAAAAUCUGAAUAUAUGAAAAAACUUUUUACAGAAAAUUAUAGAUUGAAUCCGAACGACGGACCGAAUUCCAAAGAUCUAUUUUCUCGACUGGAUGUUGUCGAUAAGUAUUGGUUGACGUUCGAUAAUGUUAAAGUCGCAACCAUCGAAAGAAAUGGAGAUUUCAGAUUCUCGAAAGAUAAAAGAUUCGAACAAUCCAUCAAAGAUUUCAGAACUACCUUCGAAAAAGCAACGGAAGAACAUCGAAAAACAUUAAAUAGUAUUACGGAAGAAGAAGGAGGAGGUGAAAAUACCGAUGCUAUUUCUGACGAUGUCCGUGAUGAAAUUCAUCGCGAAAAUAUCGACGAGAAUAUUGAAUUUCACGACCGGGUUUUACAAUUCCAUAAGGAUGGGAAAUUUACAGAACAAGAAACAAGAGAAUUGGUGGGAAUUACAAGACCCAAAGGAAAACCCGAAGAAAGAAUAAAAUUUUUGAAAAUAGAACGUGAAAAAAUCAAACAGGAUUCACAAACUGAAUCCGAUCCAUCAAGGAAAGACAUUUUUCGCGAAGCCAUAGAAAUUAUCGAACAAAAUAUCGACGAUGCAAAAUUAGAAAUGUUCGAACGUCCCGAAUCCGAAGAAGGGAUUCAUCGCGUUCGUAAAAAAGUACGCGAAGAUACGCGUACAAAAUUUGAAAAAUUUAAACGAUGGGCUAGGGAAAAUUUAGGAAGUAUUGCUGCGAUCGCUAUUUCUAUACCCGGUAUUAUUACGACCGUUGUCGUCGCUGGAAAAAAAGACGUUGGUUGGGGCUGCAAAAGGGGUAGGUGCAGUGGGAAAAGCCUUGGCUAA
This is a messenger RNA of Paramuricea clavata, 1062 nucleotides long. The record is from the annotation of a GenBank genome assembly. Lineage: Eukaryota; Metazoa; Cnidaria; Anthozoa; Malacalcyonacea; Plexauridae.